GCCAGGGCACACCCAAUGGAACGGGCAAGACGAGGACGUGCCGCUGCCGGGUUCCUCGUCCUCCUCACGCUCCUCUGUUCAUCGCUGCUCCUCAACGCGCUCUUCCUCGCGCACUACAUCCUGUCGCCGUCCCACGGGCUGAGCUGGGCGCUGCGGGCGGCCAGGGAGGCCGAGGCGGUGGCCGCCGUCGACUGCUCGGGCCACGGGCAGGUGUUCCUGGAUGGCGUCGCCGGCGAGGACGGGCGGCCCGGGUGCGAGUGCAACGCCUGCUUCGCCGGGCCGGACUGCCCUCUCCGCACGCCCGACUACAGAUGAUGAAGAGCUUUUGCAACACCAUCAUGAUCUUGAUGGAUCUGUGUUUGCUGGAGGGCAACAACAACUUAUCAGUCCAGAUAAUUAUCUCAU
Setaria italica (foxtail millet) is the source of this 405-nucleotide messenger RNA. RefSeq names its product alliin lyase. NCBI's taxonomy places the organism in Eukaryota, Viridiplantae, Streptophyta, Magnoliopsida, Poales, Poaceae. The record is from RefSeq and is a predicted model, not a curated record. Gene Ontology annotation, molecular function: carbon-sulfur lyase activity. Bases 16 to 315 code for a protein of 99 amino acids. The transcript has a single exon.